AUGUCUUCUGAAAAGGAACUAGGAUGUAAUGAUGAAUACGAAGUCCACAAUGAAUGGUAUUGUAUUUAUCGGAAAAUAAGACUGAUUAAGAUGGGUAACAAGUGUCUGGAGUUUAUGGAUAAAAAAGAAAAUCGUAAUUUUCAGGUUGCUUACCAGAUUGAAUUACUCCCGAAUAAUAACCAAAAAGAAUGGGAAUAUGCCAUACAGUUGGACCCCGUUACAUGGUUUGAUAUGUUAUAUAAUUUGUCUGGUGACUUGCCGAAUACACUAAAGGCUGCAAGAAGUUAUGUAAAUAGUGUUCAGAGAAAAUACAAACUGCCAGCUCCUAUUGAGCCUACUAUGAAUUCCAUACCUUCUAAAAUUUAUUGCGGGCAUCACGCAGAUUGUAAGUAUUGUCCUCCACCUGAGAGUAAUAAAAAAAAUGUCUGGAAAGCCCCCUCUCUUAAAGAGCGUCCUAGUAAGAACCACAACUCGAACCAUGAAGAGCCUCCUGUUUUUUGUGUUGGAAUGGCUCCACAGCAAAUUCGUUUUCCUCGGUAUUGUAACUGGUACGUGGAGAAAGAACGUAUAGUCAUUGGAGAAGAUGGGAAAGACGGUUGGAUAUGUGUGUCCCAACAGGAUGAUGUACGUGAAAUUCUAAUAUGUUCUCAUCCCGGGACAUACAAUACAUAUGACAAGAAUACUAGACCAAACAAUCAUAAAACGAACAAGCAUUUAGUUAUCGAUAGGAAUUUAUGGAUUUGGGUGCUGGGAUACUUCAUGUCUACAUAUUUGGUAGAAAAUAUCUACUAUCAAGCAAAAGAGUGCCAUGGUCAUUUACACGUUCAUAUAAAACCGGAGGUGGUUAUAGCAUUCAAAACUGCUGGAACUGAUGCCAUGAAUAGAAAAAUAGGGCAGCCUAAUAAGCAGUAUGGCAUACAAAAUUGUAUAGAAUUAGAAACGCAUCGUCUAUUAAGUUCAGAGAUGUGA
Messenger RNA from Rhizophagus irregularis DAOM 181602=DAOM 197198, 969 nucleotides. Lineage: Eukaryota; Fungi; Glomeromycota; Glomeromycetes; Glomerales; Glomeraceae. The record is from RefSeq and is a predicted model, not a curated record.